Myzus persicae (green peach aphid) is the source of this 3255-nucleotide messenger RNA. It is a transcript of the gene Unc-115a, whose product is annotated as actin-binding LIM protein 3. Gene Ontology annotation, molecular function: actin filament binding. The transcript has 21 exons. The coding region runs from base 384 to 3161 and encodes 925 amino acids. NCBI's taxonomy places the organism in Eukaryota, Metazoa, Arthropoda, Insecta, Hemiptera, Aphididae. Gene Ontology annotation, biological process: lamellipodium assembly; cytoskeleton organization. Gene Ontology annotation, cellular component: actin cytoskeleton. The record is from RefSeq and is a predicted model, not a curated record.
AUCGUCGAGUAACCACGGUCGGGCGUUGUUUAGUUCACGCUUGUGCAUUCGUCGUGAUUCGGUUCAAAAUCGGUAUGUGUUUUAGUCUAUGCGUAUGUGAAAGAAUGACAAAAUAAUAAUUUUUGACCUGUUCAAGAACAUUUUCUAUUCGAUAUAUAAAUAUUAAACAACAUUUAUCUAGACGAAAAAACUCAAUAAUUAUAAUAAAUAUUAUGUAUAUAGGUAUGGCGAUUUGUUGAUAUUGUAAAUUAUUCGAAUCGUGGGCAUAUAAUUACUAUAGAAGUAGCAGUGGAUUGAAAUAACGCGCCGCCUCAGUUUACUUUGACGCCAAGAGAAUUAUCGAUAAAGUCGUCGUUCUCUGUUUUUCGUUCUACUCGGAGAAAAUGACGAAAGGCGGUUUGUCGCCGGUGCUCGUCGAACACGGCGGCAACAAAAUGGACGGGAAUAUCGUAGCCACGACGCCGACGGCCAAAAAGCGUGGUUUCUUCAGCGGUUCGUUUCGGCGUCGCCGGACAUCCGAUAUAAAAAUCAAUGACACCAUAAUUAUUAACGAAAACGUGGUGUUCAACGGUAACAAUAAGAACGGCGUCGGUGCCACGGAUGGUGGAAAGGCCACCGAAAACGGCAAAAGCGCCGUUGUCGUCGAACAUCAACACGCCGUAAACGACAAAAAACCACCGUUGCAAAAGAAAGAGUCCGCAUUGGACGUAAAAAAAACAGCGCCGGUAGCUGUCCAACAACAGAAGGCCGUGGAAAGCAAACAGCAACAAUCUGACAAGAAGAAAAUUGCAGUGGAGGACAAGAAAAAUGCUGCGGAGGACAAGAAAAAAUCCGUGACAAAAAGAGGUAAAACUUACUGCAGCGGUUGCAAGAAAAAAUGUUCUGGUGAAGUACUUAAAAUAAAAGGUGAUAAAUACUUUCACAAGGACUGCUUCAAAUGCAAAAUUUGUUGCCAUUCAUUAGUGCAAGGGUUGUUUUUUUCUGAAGAAGGUAGCUGGUAUUGUCCUGAUGAUUACCAAAAAUUAUUUGGUAAAAAAUGCACCGUAUGUAAUGAUUAUAUAAAAGAUGAAUUGGUUAUUGUAUUGGAACGAACGUAUCAUCAGCAGUGUUUUACAUGUUCUCAUUGCCGACAACCUUGUCCAAAAGGAGACCUAGUCACAUAUGUAGGAAAUUCUAUUCUUUGCUCCAAGUGCAAGGAAAUUCCUGUUAAACGACCAGCAUCUGCACAAUCUAAACAAAAUAGCACUAAUGAAACAGAUUGUGCUGAAUGUGGUGACGACCUAAGGAACGGACAAGCACUUUAUGCUUUGGACAGACAGUGGCAUAUUUAUUGCUUUAAGUGUCAUGAAUGUUCUGCUGUGCUUCAUGGUGAAUAUAUGGGACGGGAUGGUGUUCCUUAUUGUGAAAAAGAUUAUCAGAAGCUCUUUGGAGUCAAAUGUACGUACUGCAGUAGAUUUAUAUCUGGAAAAGUCUUGCAAGCCGGUGAUAAUCAUCAUUUUCAUCCAACAUGUGCAAGAUGUGCCAAGUGUGGUGAUCCAUUUGGGGAUGGUGAAGAAAUGUAUUUACAGGGCGGAGCAAUUUGGCAUCCACGUUGUGGGCCUAGUCCAACUGAAAAUGGCACCAUAAUAAAUGGAGGAUCAAGUGCCAUGCUCAACGGACAUUGCAAUGACCCUGAAGAGUAUGAUCGAAUCAGUUGCUCAGCUGCUAGUGAAACUCAGUUUUCAUUACGGUCUCGAUCUCGUGCUUCAAGCUUUAAUGGUUCAUGUUAUAAUGGUUCAUGUAAUAGCAUGAGUAGAAAGCACUAUUAUCGUGAUAUACCUGGAAGUCCAGGACUAUUGCUUCGAGAAUAUAAAACGUCCAAUGUGCCUAUUAGUCGUAUCUAUACUUAUAGCUACUUGACUGAAGAGCCAACUCAAGGAUAUUUGAAACGCCCAAUCGACCCAUAUGAUAAGCAGCCAACAUCGCCUCAUUUCCACAGACCAACAUAUUUUUCAGCUUGUGGUAGUGUACGUGGAAGUAGUAAGUGCUCAACUUUACGUUCAGCUGGCAGUCGUUCUGGUAUGAAAGCUUUGGUUGACAGUAUUAGAUCAGAGACUCCUAGACCAAAAUCACCUCAUAGUAUGAACAAUGAAGAGCCCAUAGAAUUGGCUCACUACCCUGCUGCUAAACCACCAGCACCUGGUGAAAAACCAAAAAUUGAAAGGGAUGAUUUUCCUGCUCCUCCUUGUCCAUAUACUGAUCCAGAAAAACGUAAGACGUGGUUUGAAAAUUAUAAAGGUAUAUCAGAUGAUGAAGAUGAAGUUGAUCAAAAAAUGAGUGCUGAUAAAGCAAUAGAUCCUAAACUAAAGAAAGAAGAGGAAGAAUUAAGUAAAUUAGGAUCAGGAAUUGGAAAAGUAUUUUUGCAAGAAGUUCGUGAACGCGAAAAACAUCAAAAGUGGAAAGUUUCACAUAUGGAUCCUCGUAAUGCUUCAAGAUGUCCUUCUGCUGCUCGGGAACCAACUUAUCGUCUUAGAUACCAGUCACCAAUUAAUGCUUCACCAUCCCGUAAUUUGGAUCAUCAAAGACCAUGGGAAGAAGAAGGUUAUUUAGACUCAAGUUACAGAUCAUCAGUUGGACAAUCUACUGGUGCCAUUCCCAGUUACAACACAUACUAUCAUGGUCAGCAUGGGUCGGCUAUAAUGACGAGGGGCGCCCGCAAGUCGUGCACUCUUCCGGCCGGCUUCCACGGUGGCCCUGGAAAUUAUGUCAGGGAUGGGUUUUCCAUAAACGGCUUAGACAAUAAAACACUUAGCACAGAUUUUAACUGCGCUAGGUCUGACGUUUCUGCCGGAUCUAUAUCUGAAGUGGAUCAAGGCAACACGUGUUCUGAGAUACCAGCAUCAUCUACAUUUACUGGAUCAUUACGCUAUGUCACUAAUAUUCAUCGUUCACUACCCAACAUGUCUUCGUCGCAUCACAGUUCUGAACCUCCAAAAAUUUAUCCUUAUCACUUGUUACUCAUCACAAAUUACAGGCUGCCCUCAGACGUUGAUAGAUGUAACCUUGAUCGUCACUUAUCGCCCACAGAAUUUGAAGCAGUUUUCCAAAUGUCACAAGCUGAGUUCUAUCAGCUGCCUAAAUGGCGCCGCAACGAAUUGAAGCGUAGGGCACGCCUGUUUUAAUUUUACAUUCGCUUGCUGCCUUGUAUUAGAAACAAGGCAAACAUUUAUUAGGCUUCUUGGUUAUCAACUUUAUCUUUAACAGCUAAACUAUUAU